Anopheles moucheti is the source of this 2915-nucleotide messenger RNA. Its product is annotated as sodium-coupled monocarboxylate transporter 1-like. The record is from RefSeq and is a predicted model, not a curated record. Bases 228 to 2189 code for a protein of 653 amino acids. Gene Ontology annotation, biological process: transmembrane transport; sodium ion transport. The transcript is spliced from 8 exons. NCBI's taxonomy places the organism in Eukaryota, Metazoa, Arthropoda, Insecta, Diptera, Culicidae. Gene Ontology annotation, cellular component: membrane. Gene Ontology annotation, molecular function: symporter activity.
ACCGGUUCGACUCAACCGCGUACGGAACGUUGAGUUGAGGUAAAGGUCGCGUUUCGCGCUUAUCGUGCUCUCAAGGUAGUGUACUUUCGAACGCGGUCAGUGUGCGCGGUAGUACGAUCGAAUCUCGCGAACUGCGUUAUCGCACCCGGAAAAGAAUCGAACACAAAACGUGUGUCCGUGAGUGAUAUUCAUUGAAUUGCAUUCAUUGAGAAGGGAAGCGUAGAAAUAUGGCGUCGGGGAGAAGCACACUGGCAGAAAGUCUCCGUGAGCUGUACCAGUUCAGCGUGGUGGAUUACUGCAUGUUCGGUGCGAUGCUAGUCCUUUCGGCCAGCUGCGGAAUAUACUUUGGCUUCUUCAAAAGAAACAAAAGCGAAGAGGCGGAAACGCCCGAAAGCAGCAGCAGCGAUGAUGAAAGUGGACAUCGAACGGUAGUGUCCGGUACGAGGAAGAACAAGGCAAAGACUACCUUCGGAUCAUCUACCAUGGAUGAGUAUCUGCUGGGAUCACGGAAGUUGAAGGCAUUCCCAGUGGCGAUGAGCCUUGUGGCGGGAUACAUAUCGGGUGUGACGAUACUAGGAACUCCGGCCGAAAUCUACAACUUCGGAACGCAAUAUUGGCUGAUCGUGAUACCGAUUCUGCUGAUGGGAGUCGCCGUCUGCACCGUCUAUCUGCCGGUGUUCUGCUCACUUAAGCUGAAUUCUUCGUAUGAAUAUCUGGAGCUAAGGUUCAACUCGUACGUCCGGUCGAUAGCAUCGGUGAUGUUUGUCAUUGAUGAGCUUCUUUUCCUCCCGAUGAUCAUCUACGUACCGGCGUUAGCAUUCAAUCAAGUGACCGGCUUCAAUCUGUACGUGAUUGGCGCGAUCGUGUGCGUCGUUUGUAUAUUUUACACUCUUCUGGGAGGUAUUAAGGCUGUGGUAUUUACCGAUGCGUGGCAGGUAGUGGUAAUGUUCAUCUCUGUCGUUGUCGUCGUCAUCAUCGGUACGAUCGCGAUCGGUGGUCCGGAUGUCAUAUGGGACCGGUCGGUGGAAGGUGGACGGAUAGAUUUUUUCAAUUUUAAUCCAUCCAUGUAUGAGCGGCAAACAUUUUGGGCUGUGCUGAUCGGUGGCUUCUUCUACUGGACGUCAUUCAACUCCGUAAACCAAACGAUGGUUCAGCGGUACAUGUCGCUACCAAAUUUGAAGAAAGCAAAGCUUUCCAUUGCAAUGUUUACGGUUGGAAUGGGCGUGUUUGUGUCCGUCUGUUGCUACGCUGGAUUGCUGCUGUAUGGAAAGUACUUCGAAUGUGACCCGGCCACGGUUGGCCUUGUGACGACGGACGAUCAACUGUUUCCCCACUACGUGAUGGAAUCGGUUGGAAAGUUGAAAGGCAUCCCGGGACUGUUUAUUGCCGGUGUGUUUGGCGCUGCACUUAGUUCUCUUUCCGUUGUACUGAAUUCUACCUCAGCUGUCCUGCUAGAGGACAUUUUAAAAGGACUGUUUCGGAUUAAUCCCUCCCCGUUUGUGGCGAACGUGUUCGUGCGCGGCAGUGUAGUUGUGCUUGGACUAGCCGCUAUGGGAUGCUUGUUCAUCAUCGAGAAGCUGGGUGGUAUACUGAGUGUGGCUACCUCCCUGUCGGCGAUUGCAGCUGGGACGACGUGUGGCAUAUUCACGCUGGGGAUGUUAAUUCCAUGGAGCAACACGAAGGGCGCACUGUUCGGAGGUGUGUCGGGUGCAUUGCUGUCCGGUUGGGUUUCGCUUGGUAGUCAAUUUGCUGGUGCAGCGGGUGAGAUCGUACCGCACAAGCUGCCCGUUUCGGUGAGCGGAUGUAUCGAGGAUCUGAUCACAAACGUUACCAUGGUGAAUCCGAUCUAUCCGGACGAACGGGAAGUUUUUCCGUUGUAUCGGCUUUCCUACCAUUGGAUUACUCCGAUCGGUGUACUGACGGUGUUGGUCGUUGGCACAGUCGUAUCGUUCAUAACGGGACCUCGGGAUCUGCGACACAUCGAUCCGGAGCUCAUUUCACCUGUUAUCCAUCGAUUCUUGCCUCAGGAAUCAUUCGGUAACUUCGGAACGGCAAGCAAGAACUCAACGGCGGGACCAGCGGUUUUUAGUGAAGAAAUGCAACCACACACAAAUGUGUCCCCAUCAACGGGUGGCGUUCCGUACGGUUCGACGGUGGAACGAAAUGGACAGGUAAUGAAAUCUCGAUGAUGAAGCUGUAGACCGUGUAACAAACGACUCGUAAUCGAAAAACACACAUAUCCCGACGAGAUUCCCGUUGCGAUACCCGGGACAUCUGCGGCAGCUCCGUGCCAAAUUUGGUCACCAAAUGGAUCUUUUCCACUACUGACAUAGAAGUGAGAGUAUUGAAGCAGCGCAAAGACAAACACUCUAAGGUGUAGGGCACGGUUAUUGAGCCCGUUCCAGGAAUAGUUUACCUUUGGCACUAGAAAGACUGUGUACAAAACAAUCGAGUGUCUAAUCAGCUUCCUAUAGUGAGUGGGGCUUAAGGUAAGGAUACUGGAAACAAAAAAUAUUAAGUAGUUUGCAAAGAGUUUGGGCGGCUUUGUACUCGUAGUUUGCUCUUUGCUUUACAUAUGUAAGAUUUACGUGAUUGUAAACGUAAUGUAUACAACAAACACAAACGAACCCUUCUAAUCAACCACUCUUCCUCCUCGGAGCCCCACCAUAUCGUUACACAAUCUGUGAUAGACCUUGGUGCAAAAUGUGAAUGAAUAACGGCGCGUUGGCUGAGUGCUGGUUUUUUUUCUUGUUUGUUAACGUUGUUGUUAUUAUUGAUUGCCAUGGAAGUAGUAGCAAGAUGGUGCUGUCUACUGUAAAUGAUGUGCUUAGUGGAAAUUUAUUGAUGUUGAGUGCUUGAAAUGGACGAUAGUUGUAUGUAUGAAACGAAUAAAAUAAAACAAAUUUAUGAACAGA